This is a messenger RNA of Microsporum canis CBS 113480, 807 nucleotides long. RefSeq lists its product as uncharacterized. The record is from RefSeq and is a predicted model, not a curated record. The coding region runs from base 1 to 807 and encodes 268 amino acids. Gene Ontology annotation, molecular function: hydrolase activity, acting on carbon-nitrogen (but not peptide) bonds, in linear amides. NCBI's taxonomy places the organism in Eukaryota, Fungi, Ascomycota, Eurotiomycetes, Onygenales, Arthrodermataceae. The transcript is spliced from 7 exons.
AUGUUCCUCUUGAGGGGAAGCUUGUCAAUAUAUUUCAACGGAGAACGUGGUUCUCUAAGAAGACUGGGCGUCGGUGAGAUCCGUAUCGUGAUAUGGGUUGAUCGCAAAGAACCAGUAUCGGAACGGCCAGGAGUCCAUACAGGCUGGUACCUGCAUCAAGUUCCCGUCUGUGGAGGCAUCACAAACGGCGAAACCGGAAAUAUUGAAUGCCUCGGCGGGACUGGCGGCCAGAUCAAGGACAGUGACGGCGCAGACGAUAUUCAUGACGUCAACCUGGUACAUAUUCAUUACCUGAGCCAGCCAUUCGACGUGGAAACGGCAGUGCCCGCGGACGUUCUGGUGGGUGAGAUCCAGGACAAGCCACGGGGGCUCCACGGGCACCUUUGCAGCAGAGAACGGAGGAUUUCUAGGAAUGUCCCCCUGUCCACGUUAAGGGGGCCUAGAUUUCUCCCAAGGCGACGACGAGAUCUCCUUAGUUGCGCGCCAGUUCAGGGGCGUAUUGCUAGAUUGGUGGAUAUUCUGAAUACAUGCACGGCUAUGGGGCCGCCCAUGGGCUGUACCUGGGAAGAAAGAUCUCGGGGACUGCUGGAUAUGUGGCCGUUGCCAGGCUCUUUAUUUUGUUAUUUUCAAAUCAUUGAGUUAUUCUCCUCUAUCUUGCAAACGUUAUCAAAGUUCAGUAUAGGGUGUUCUUUGCUUAAAGAAGUAUGCUUCAGCGCGUAUCUGUCGAGCUAUGGUAAAAUGAGAUGGAUAAAAAGGUCAACGCCACGGGCUCCAGCUCCAGUUUCCACUCCAAUCCUCUCGAGGUAA